CAACAAACUCGUGGACUUCGACCUUACUUUGCGGAGCAACUUAUUUAUUUGGGAUCGUGACUUGGUAUUUUGAUAAUGCUGCGGGCAUUUUAUAGAUCGCUGGCUCCUCCCAUCAGGCACAGCUCUCUCAGGAUGCCUCUAAAGGGAAAGAUCCCCGGGCGCCGGAUGUUCUCUGUACAGGACUCCCUCCCCCGUCUGCCUGUCCCGCCCCUAGACCAGACCCUGAACAAGUACCUGAGGGUGGUGCAACCCCUGCUCACCCCAGAGGAAUUCAAAGAGACAAAGCAGAUUGUGGAGAAGUUUGCCAAGAGUCCAGGUCCUGAGCUGCAAGAGAAACUGCUUCACAGGGCAAAUGUCACAGAGAACUGGCUGGCUGAUUGGUGGUUAGACACAGCUUACCUGUCCCCCAGGGGUCCCAUCAUGAUCCAUAUUAACCCAGGCCUUACCAUGCCACCUCAAGACUACACUGAUGAGAAGGGACAACUGAAGUUUGCUGCCAAGCUCAUCGCUGGUGCUCUGGAUUUUAAAAUCAUGAUUGAUGAACAGACGUUACCGGUGGAGCAGUUGGGGGGUAAACCGCUGUGUAUGCUUCAGUUCUACAAGAUCCUGUCAGCCUGUAGAAUACCUGGUCCUAAGAUUGACACCUGGAAGAACUACCCGCCUAACGAACCUAACCCACCUGGACAUAUCAUUGUGCUACGUAAUAAUCAUAUCUUUUCUGUUGAUGUUUACGAUAAAUCCAGAAAGCCUCUGCCAGUGAGUCAGCUGUUUAAAAACCUGAAAAUUGUGGCAGAACAAUCUCAGCAGUCAACAGCCCCCCUUGGAAUCCUCACCACAGAGAACAGAAACACAUGGGGCAGUGCCUACAAGCGGCUGUGUAAAGAUAAAGACAACAAGAAGGCAUUUGACGUCAUUCACCGCAGCAUCUUCGUUCUGUGCCUUGAUCGGCUGUUCCCAUUGGACAAUCCCGACAGUCGCCUCACUGUGACAGCCAAUCAGAUGUUACAUGGAGGAGGCAGUGACUUAAACACCUGUAAUCGGUGGUUUGAUAAAACAUUACAGUUCAUCGUAGGCCCUCACGGAAUUUGUGGUCUGAACUAUGAACAUUGUUCUGCAGAAGGUCCACCAAUUACAGCCCUUGUAGAUCAUGUGGUCAAUUUCUGUGACAAGGCUGAAGAGACAACGAAUUCUCCUGUUGAGUCAGACCCACCCAGACGUCUCAAGUUUAACCUGGACACCCAAACGCUGGAGGACAUUGAGGCAGCCAAGGUGCACGCAGACUCACAAAUUAGCGACCUUGAUUUGACAGCCUUGACUUUCAACCAUUUUGGCAAAGCUUUUGCAAAGUCCAGCAAAGUGAGUCCAGAUGCCUUCAUCCAGGUGGCUAUACAACUGGCUUACUACAGAAUUCAUUCCGAGCAUGGCAGUACAUACGAGAGCGCCUCAACACGCAUGUUCCAGUCAGGGCGCACAGAGACCAUACGGUCGUGUACACCUGAAGCCUGCGAGUUCACAAGGGCAAUGUCCGAGGGCAAACCAAGGGAGGUCACUGAGAAGCUGCUUCGGACAGCUAUCACGGCUCACAGGCAAUACACAGCAGAUGCUAUAAGUGGUCAGGCAAUUGACCGUCACCUGUUAGGUUUGAAGCUGGCCGCAUUGGAGAGUGGUCAGAACGUGCCUGACCUUCACAUGGACGGAGCCUACGCCACGGCUAUGAAGUUUAAACUGUCCACCAGCCAGGUGCCCUCCAAGGCCAGCAAAACUGUGAUGUGUUACGGCCCAGCCACUCCAGAUGGUUAUGGAGUAUGCUACAAUCCUAAGGACGAGAAAAUCCACAUAGCGGUAACAGCCUUCAACACCAGUCCUGAAACUGACUCUUCUAAUUUUGUCAGAGUUUUGGAACAGUCAAUGCUGGACAUGAGAACUGUUUUAGGAGAAACUGUGACAUCUAAGUUGUGAGACGUCUUUUGCUUGUGUGAUGUGUGUAAAUGUGUGAUCAAUGCAUCUAGUGCUGACAACCAUCCCAUGAAAAUGGAGCCUUUUUGUGGCAGAGGAACUUCUGUAGUCAAGGGAUCUUCUUGCAGGUGUAAUAUUGUUUAAAUGAUGUAUGUGCUGCUGCAAGCAGUUGUUAUUGGGUUUUCCAGUGGACUAAGGCAGCUAUCUGUCGUAGGAUGUGCAGUUCUCCAUGGCAAUUAAUGGCUUCUUAUUUUGGCAGGGUUUAUGUGUCUUGAUCACUCCAUUAGCAUCAUAAUAAGGGUCAAGAUGGACUCAAAUACCAACAGAGGUUGUGUGAUCAUCUCCAAUUGUUGUAGGGAAAUCUGUUCCGUGAUCCUCGUAUUAAUUAAUGAUUUAUGGAAUUUAUGCAUGUAAAUUAUGUGGAGGAGGGGAUAUGUAAAACAAUACUGACUGGGUGAAUCAUAUUCAGUGCUUAAGGUUUAUGAUGUAAUUUUUACGAGUGUUUUUAAAGUAAGGCCUGCAAAAUUUGCUAAAGAAAGCAGGAUAAAAACAAGAGAUGGAUAAAGAAUUUCGAAUCAUGUAAUUAGAACAUUGAGCUUAGCACAUCACUGCUAAUUGUGCACAACACUGUUAAGUGCUCAAAAUGGGAGACAACAAGGGGAUAUUUGUGCACCAUUGCUGUCUAAUCCUAAUCACGUGUGUUGUAAUCCUUAUGUAAUGUGUUUAUACACCAGUAGCUUUCAUAAGCUAGGGGCACGACCUUGGCAGCAUGACCUUGGCAACACGGUAUUAAAGUCUGUUCAACUUUACAUGUACAGUAGAAACAAAUAUAUUGUAACAUUGUAGAUGUAAAUUGUAGUACAUAUCCUUUUUGGCGUAACAAUGGCUCAAGGUCCUGCUGUAAACAAGUGACACCACCUUGGAUUGAAAAAUUUGCUGCCACACCAUUGGUCAUCAAGUAUUCCAGGAGCAGUGGUCCGCACAGUUUGCGGUGUCAUCACCAUAGCAGCCUCGUGUCAAUCAUCUGAUCUGCUAUAGAUGUAACCUGCCUAAAAAAAAACAGUGCCAAAAAGUGAAAUACAUGUCUUGCUGCCUUGGAGUAAUAUAUAAAGCAUUGGAGGUGGCAUAUUUGUGUAUUGCUUUGAAUAAUUGUUAUGCUAAAUGCUGAGGUAACUUAAUACUUAUUAAUUUCAGCAUUAUCACCUCUUCAUGACUGUAAUAUUCCUUUUGCUCUGUACAGUACAACAGUUUGCUGCAUAGAAGUUUAGGUACGCAGAAUUGAUGAAGAUGGCUACAUGUAAAUAUUGUAGUUGAAUUCAUAAUGUUGCAGUACUUUCACAUCAGAUGAUUCAUACGUGUAUUAGUUCAGAGCUGACAGCUUUGUAAUGGUUGUGUGUAGUUUUGUGUACUAUGUGCUAUGGCAUUGUAUGAUAUAGAGUAGCAGCAUACUGUAGUCUAAUGUCAGUGUAAUUGAUUGACUUGAUACAUGUAGUACAUUAUAAAGCAGGCAUUACCAGAUGAAAGCAUUGUUGGUGUGUGUUAGAUGAUCAAAACCCAUCGUCAAACGCUUCGUUGGUGUGUGUUAAAUGAUCAAAACCCAUCAUCAGACGCUUUGUAGAUGUGUGUUAAAUGAUCAAAACCCAUCAUCAGUCUUGUUUAUCCAUUUUUUUGUCUGAUGCAAAGUAGCAUGUCUGAUGCAAAGUAGCAUGUAUAAGAUACCAAGAAGCUCUAUUAAUAUCCUUGACCAUCCCAUUCCAUUCUUUGUUUGAGUGCAAAAAUUACUAUCAGAUGUUAAUUUUUUUUCACUUUGCCUGAUAACAUCGCAGCAUACAGCAGUAAGCCAGAAUGUGAUAUUGUUUAUACGUGUGCUACAGGUGUAAAUAAUAGUGCUGAGUUAAUACCAGCAAGAGCAGUAAGCCAGAAUGUGAUAUUGUUUAUACCUGUGCUACAGGUGUAAAUAAUAGUACUGAGUUAAUCCCAGCAAGAGCAGUAAGCCAGAAUGAGAUAUUGUUUAUACUUGUGCUACAGGUGUAAAUAAUAGUACUGAGUUAAUACCAGCACGAGCAGUAAGCCAGAAUGUGAAAUUGUUUAUACCUGUGCUACAGGUGUAAAUAAUAGUACUGAGUUAAUCCCAGCAUGAGCAGUAAGCCAGAAUGUGAUAUUGUUUAUACUUGUGCUACAGGUGUAAAUAAUAGUACUGAGUUAAUACCAGCAUGAGCACUUGUGCUACAGGUGUAAAUAAUAGGUACUGAAUCAAACAUUGAUUUUGUUAACACUAAUAUCGUUAAACAGAAGUUUUAUUGCCUGAACUUUCUCACAGUACAUGUUUUGUGCGCUUUUUAUGACUGCCAUGAGCAACAGAAGCAAACAAAAGUUUGCUGUAGGUGGAUCUUUAAGUAGGAAAAUUAAUUAGCCCUUUUUCUCAACUUUUCUGUCUGUAUUUUAUAUUGUACUGCUCUCAGCUUUAAAGUAUGCUAAAAAAAAACGUACAAUCUAAGAUUAUGAAUGAAUGCUGAAAGUAAAUCAGGGACGUGUUGAUGAGGUAGAAAAUAGAAUCUCUGAAGUUCAAAGGUCAGAUGUGAUGCAGACAGCGGGUCAGGGGGUUAUAUUUGUGCUGUCAGAACUUGUACUUUGAGCUGUUCAGCUAAAACAUAAGUUCCAAAGGCAUUUAUGAAAACAUAA
Molecule: messenger RNA, 4638 nt
Organism: Liolophura sinensis
Lineage: Eukaryota; Metazoa; Mollusca; Polyplacophora; Chitonida; Chitonidae
Product: carnitine O-acetyltransferase-like
Exons: 14
Coding region: 76-1959 (627 amino acids)
Biological process (GO): carnitine metabolic process, CoA-linked
Cellular component (GO): peroxisome
Molecular function (GO): carnitine O-acetyltransferase activity
Source: RefSeq, a predicted model, not a curated record